AUGUCAGUAACUUCAGAGGAUGACGGUGCAGAAGACGACGGCCGCCUCCUGGACAGCAGUUCGAGCAUGCAUAACCGGUCUUACCCGCGCAGCAGCCCGUCAGAGGCCAGUCAUCAGAAACAAUUUCCGGAUCAGGGCCCCAACGACGACAACGCCAACGACAAUGACAGUGACGACAAGGACGAACAGGCCUCCGGGUCCGGUACCGAAAACGACUCUGACGCCGACGAAGAUGACACCGACCCUCUCCCGCCACCGCCGCCCGUCUCUCAGCAUGCCUUCGCACCGCCAUUCUACGGCCGCCCGCCCACGCCCUUGCCCCCAUCCCCAUCCCUGACCUCCCUCCUCCGCCCGUCGCGCCCGACAACCCCAGACGCGUCGGAAGACGAAGGCGGCGGCGGCGGCCACCCGGGCGACCCGCUGCCGCGCGCCCGCCCCAAGGUGCCGACCUACGAGUACUACGGCUUCGUGCUGUACCUGUUCAGCUCGCUGUCGUUCCUGAUCUACCUGCUCUGGAGCUACCUGCCGUCGCCCUUCCUCCACGCGCUGGGCAUCUACUACUACCCGAACCGGUGGUGGUCGCUCGCGAUCCCGAGCUUCCUGGUCAUGCUGCUGGUGUACAUCUACGUGGCGCUCGCGGGCUACAACGUCGAGAUCCUCACGCUGCCGCUGAACAGCGUCGAGACGGUCGUCGAUGAGGCCGCGCAGGUCGCGGUGGUCGAUGAGCGCGGGAGGAUCAUCCGUAGUGGGAGGAGGGUGGACAGGGAUAAGGUGGGGAAGGCGGAGGGUAUGGUCCGGAGGAAGGGGAGUGUAAGGGGUGCUAGCGGUGGUGACGGGCUAGAUUUGGAUUGGAGGGAGGUCUGGAACGAAGGGACGGACGCUGUUAUGGAUGUGCCGCUCGCGGGGGUUUGUGAGGUGCUAUAUGGGGAGGGCAGGGACUGGGAUAGCGAGUUGGAGGAUGAUGACGUGGUGAUUACGAGGGUGUAA
Chaetomium strumarium is the source of this 987-nucleotide messenger RNA. Its product is annotated as PIG-P-domain-containing protein. Gene Ontology annotation, biological process: GPI anchor biosynthetic process. The transcript has a single exon. The coding region runs from base 1 to 987 and encodes 328 amino acids. The record is from RefSeq and is a predicted model, not a curated record. Gene Ontology annotation, cellular component: endoplasmic reticulum. Lineage: Eukaryota; Fungi; Ascomycota; Sordariomycetes; Sordariales; Chaetomiaceae.